Closterium sp. NIES-67 is the source of this 2874-nucleotide messenger RNA. NCBI's taxonomy places the organism in Eukaryota, Viridiplantae, Streptophyta, Zygnematophyceae, Desmidiales, Closteriaceae. The record is from the annotation of a GenBank genome assembly.
GACACUGUCUGGAGGAAGCGCCACCUCCAUUGAUUACUAGUCGUCAGAAGCUAGGUGUGGGAGGUCUCCCAUUUGUUGGCAUCAGCAUCGAACGAGUUUUUUCUGUUAAAUAGACCGUCGACUGCCGUUAUUUUCCGCAUUCGCAAUAAAGUAGCUGGUUGCAGCGCUUUUAGAAUGGCCGCCGCAUGUCGCGGGGCGUUCGACUACGGCAGGGCGAUGCGGCUGGAGGCGCAGGGGACGUGGCGCGAGUGGCUGGGGGAGGCGGACCACGCGCUCCUUGCGCCGUGGCUGCGCGACCCCGCCACAUGGGGGGAGUUCGCCGCUGGCGCUGGGGGGGAAAUGGCGGAGGGCGAAUUGGCGCGGAGUGUGGGGGGGAUGGGCGCGGAGCAGAAUGCACUCACAGACGAUGACGUAUACCCGUGCCUGGACGAUGACGUGUACCCAUGCCUGGACGAUGACGUGGACGAGUGGCAUGCCAUGCUGUCUGCCGCCCAGCCAUCCCCCCAUUGCAUUGCGGUGCUGAGGGCCAUCCGAGACGAGGUGGGUCCCCUCAAUGGCGCCAUCAUCCGCAGAGUGGGUUUGGGCGCUCGACCCUCCUCCCCAGCACCGCACUCCACCUCCCAAGACCCCUCCCCCUCCUCCGAUUCUUCUCCCGCCUUCCCCUCACUCCUACCCCACGGGGACGAGCAGGGGCAGAAGGAACCGGAAUGGGAGCAGCAGCAGGGCGAAGCGCAGGCCAGUGCGCGGUUCAAGGUGGUGGUGGCGAGGGCGCUGCAGCAGGUGGGGUGCGAGGGCGCCACUGACAGCGCCCUGGGCGUGCUGACUGACCUGCUGGCCCACCGCCUCAGGCAGAUGGGGCGGCAGCUGCGCGCCACCCCAGCGUCCCUGGCAUCGUUCCUCCUGAGCCCCAAUGCCCCCUCCCGCCCGCCACCAGCACCAGCAGCCCUCGCUGCCUUUGCUGCUAGCCUGGGCUUGCCGCACGCCACCACUGGGGGGGCGGGCUCAGGCAGUCUGGGUGCGAUGGGUGAUAUGGGUGGUGUAGGUGCUGCGCUUACCGCCGGGACUAUGGAUGGAAUGGAUGGGAUUGGGGGAAUGGGCGCCAUGGGCGCGAUGGGUGGCAUGGGUGGCAUGGGUGCAAUGGGUGCAAUGGGUGCUUUGAGCGGGCUGGGCGACAUGGCAGGGAGCGACUCUGUGGCAGCAGCAGUGGCUGCAGCAGCAGCAGCCGUGGCAGCAGCAGCGGCGGGGGGGCUUGACGCUCUUCUCGGUGCUUCCUCGUACCAGCAGCAACAGCUGCUGCUGCACCAACAGCAGCAGUAUCUGCAGCAGCAGCAACAGCAGCAGCAGCAGCAGCAGCAACAACAACAGCAGCAGCAGCAACAGCAGCAGCAACAACAACAACAACAGCAGCAGCAGCUGCAGCAACAGCAACAGCUGCAACAGCAACAGCUGCAACAGCAGCAGCAGCAGCAACAACAACAACAGCAGCAGCAGCAGCAGCAGCAGCAGCAGCAACAACAGCUGCAGCACCAACAACAACACAACCAACAGCAACAGCAGCAACAGCAGCACCAACACCAACAGCAGCAGCAGCAGCAGCAGCAGAGUUCCCCCAACGUGUCCUCAUCGUCUCUUAGUGGCGCCCCUACUGACACUGCUGGCAGUGGCCCGCCCGCUUCCCCCCUCUCUGCCGCCCAGCGGAAGCAGCAACAACAGCAGCAACAGCGACGGCGCCGGCAGCAGCAGCAGCAGAAGCGGUUGCAGCAGAUUCAGCAGCAGCAGCAACAACAGCAACAGCAGCAACAGCAACAGCAGCAGCAGCAGCAGCAGCAGAAGCAGCAACAGCAGCAGCAGCAGCAGCAGCAGCAGCAGACACACCAGCAACAGCAAAACCAGCAGCAGCAGCAGCAGCAGCCGCGUCGCUCGCUGCUGUUGAGUGUAUCCGACCCGAGACACCUCUCCUCCCCACCCUUCAACAACGCCCCCUCGGCUGCUGCAGCUGCACUGGGUGCAGCAGGCAUGGGCAGCGGGGGAGCCUCCCCUCCUCUCCCUCACUCCUCUCUCUACUCCAACGUCCCCUCCUCGCCCUCCUCACACCCUCACCCCAUGCCUCCCCCUCUCACCCCCACUCUCUCUGCCCUCCGCCUCCCCUCCUCCUCCAACCCUCCACCACUCCCUCACUCCCUCGCCUUCCCCUCCCCCACGGUCUCCCCCUCGUCUGGCCCCCUCUCAGGCCCAGCAGCCAGCGCUGCAGCAUCCCGUGUUUCCCCACUCUCCAUCCCCCCCUCCGGUGCUGCCGCUUGGGGAGGCGCUGGCAUGCCGCAGGGCGCAGGGGGUAAGGGGAGGGUUUCUGCUGCUGUCUCCAUUCCUCCCGCUGCUGCUGCUGCUGCUGGCAUUGGCGCUGCUGCUACUGGUGCUGCUGCAGGCGUUGGUGCUGGUGGUGGUGCUGGUGCUGCUGCUGGUGGUGUUAAUGCAGGAGGGGAGGCAAAAGGUGCUGCUGGCGCUGCCACUGGCAAAGCGAAGAAAGGGGAGGGGAAGAAGGGCGGAGGGGGAGGGGGGAAAGGGGACUAAGGGCGUAUUUCUACUAAGUUGGAUCCAGCGAAGUUGGAUCCAGCACGCAUGGUCCAGAGUUGGGCAAGUGUCGAAAAUGCGCAUUCCAGUGUGAUUCAGAUCGGUAAUGCGCGCAGUGGGAUCCAACUUCGCUGGAUCUGACUUGGUACGCCCAAAGAUGGGUAUGCUCCUGUUCUGUUGUCGUUGGUACUUUGCUCUCUGCCGAUUUGCUGAGCUGGCAUUGACACCGGUGCAGAGUCGAUUCCCCAGUAUGACUUGUGAGCUGCUAGGAGGCAUGUUGGUAGGUGUUUGCAUGAAGAACCUUGA